Molecule: messenger RNA, 1373 nt
Organism: Oppia nitens
Lineage: Eukaryota; Metazoa; Arthropoda; Arachnida; Sarcoptiformes; Oppiidae
Exons: 3
Coding region: 428-1219 (263 amino acids)
Source: RefSeq, a predicted model, not a curated record
GCGGGAAAACAUUGUUUCCGUUUGAGCAGCGAUACAGCGGCGUUGUGUCGGUCAUCACUGGUGGCCAAUCCAGUCAUAAUCGAUGACAAAUUGUCGUCAUCCUUGCCAUCAACCACUUCGCAAUUGCCGUUCAGGCUGUUAAUCCACUGGGAAAACGUCUGACCACCAGAUUUGGUGUCAUCGAAAUGACGACGGCGUUGAUGUGAUCGUAAAUUUUUGCGACAGUUGAACGCCCGCUGCCGGCAACCGGUCAAUAGACAUCGAUAGCGGACAUCGGUGUGUUGGCUAUAGUGGUGAUCCUUUAGCGACUGUAACUGUGUAAACGAUUUCGUACAUCCGAUUACUGAACACCGAUACGGCCGCAAACAUAAGUGAUUUAUCUGGAUGUGCCGUUUGAGCUCCUGUUUGCGUUUGCAGCCAAUACAAUAUGCUGGCGGACGUACAUCUGAUUGACCGACCUAUAGGAACAAUCUACAACUAUUUGAUAGCUUAUUAUAAGCUAUUAAAAGAGUCAAAACCGACAAAAAUAGAUACAUUGAAACAAUUUGAACGAUAUCUGCAAAGUCCACUGAUUGGCGUACUUUCGGUUACAUUUGAAGAGUACGCCAAUAGACGUGUGGACGACAACAACAAACCGACAGUUUGGCCGCUGAUUGGCGAUCCGUUUUAUAUGACCGGCAAUCGGAUGCUAUUUAAUUUAGUGCUCGCGUCGAUUGCAUUGAAUGCAUCGGCUAUGCGGACAAUAUUUUUAAUAGCUGAAAGACGCCAUAACCUGGAGUUUCUUAAUGAUCUUUAUUGUCUGCAAACCGGUUGCAAACAUAGUCUUAACAAACAAAGCCUACAAAAAAUGAACAACCGAUGCAUACUGUCCUACCAAUUGAUGCUCAAACAGAUCCCAUUGAAUGCGUUGCUAUUAUUUUCACUAAUCUAUGGCUAUUAUACAAUCACUGCCAUCCAAAAACAAGACUACAACUAUACCGUUGCGGUAUCGUUGGUGUGGUUCGUAUUGACCUCAUUGGCCGCAUGGGUAGCCGCGUCAAUGCAAGGCAUCAGCUAUAGUCUGCUCUAUCUUAGCCAAUACUAUCUGAGUAUGAGAUUCGCACAGAUAGACAAUCACAUAACUCAUGAGUGGAAGUGUCACUUCAGACAAUUAUUGUUGAAAUUUUUGAAUAAUCACAACCAUAUUGCUUCUCUAUAUAGCCUUUUUCGGAAGAGGUAACCUACUGUUCUGUAUUGGCAACGGUCUGAUAGCUGUAAAUAAAAUUUGUGUCAUUUGUUUGGCCAUAUAUUCGUCGGCAAAAUUUUCGGAUAAAAUACACGGAUUGAGUAUUUCACUCUACAGUUUAUUGAUAACCAUUAAAGUAACUAAAGGA